GAGGAAGCGACAGCCGGUAGUACUGGUUCCGGGUUUCUCCGAAGUGCCGAAGUCCGCAUGUGAGUUCGGUGCUAAGGUGGGCGGCGAUGGCUCUGUUAAUGGAGCAUCAGUUCAGAGAAGUCUUGGAGGAUCAGCAGGUGGACACCGAGUUGUUUCUGGAGGCGGUCUCUCACCUUCCGCCGUUCUUCGACUGCCUUGGCUCUAAAGUCUUCGCUCCGGUCAAAGCAGACAUUGCAGGAAAUGUCUCUAAAAUCAAGGCCGUGUACAGCAGCGACCCGGGCAGAUACACAACCCUGCAGCGGAUCCUGGAGGCAGAGAAGGAGGCUCACAGCUCUGAGUGGCCCAAGGUCGGCGCCACGCUGGCCUUGAUGUGGCUGAAAAGGGGCCUUCGCUUCAUCCAGAUCAUGCUGCAGAGCUUAGCGGACAGGGAGCGCGAUGAGAAGAACCCCGACCUGAUCCGGGUCAAUGCCACCAAGGCCUAUGAGGCUGCGCUGAAGAAGUACCACGGCUGGCUGGUCCAGAAGCUCUUCACGGCGGCGCUGUACGCUGCUCCUUAUAGGUCCGAUUUCCUGAAGGCCCUGUCUAAAGGUCAGGAAGUGGAGGAGGAGGACUGCCUGCAGCAGAUCCGCCAGUUCCUGGUCAACUUCACAGCUACAGUUGACGCCAUCUAUGUCAUGUUCACUGCUAUGAACGCAGAACUGGACUACAAGGCUUGAGUCUUCUUCCUUGCCGCUUUCUGUCUUCUCGAGACUCCACUUUGCUGCUCUAUUCUUCCAAUCGGUGUCACUUCGCUUUCUGGUUGAGUUUCUAGCUGCAUCCUCGGUUCCAUUUAAAGACCCGUAACCUUGUCCCUGUCAUGAUCUAAGGCCUUGAAGCAUAUCAGAUUUUUUAUCAUAAUUCUUUUUGACUGACACUGUUGAUGCCCGCCUGCUGGCAUUGGUCCUCCUCCUGUGUAAUUUCAACAUAUAAACGGUGUCUUUCCACCAGAACAUUUCAGGACAUCGAGGAGGGUCCGGUGACCAUGGUCCAGUAAAUCUCUGUGUAGGGCCGAGCUGGGGGCGCGACAAACGUAAUUUUUAUUGCUUGUUGUAUUUUAAUUCCAGUGAUCGUUUUAUCAGAUUGUAUUUUCCAGUCCGCUGGAGUGACUCAGGUUAGUUCCUGGUUGGUUGAGAAAUUGCAAGAUGCUGCUAAGCAGCUUCUGUCUGCAUCCAUGGGGGCAGGAACAUGUUCCAUUUUUCUCAUUGGACAGCCUGAAAAUUACGGGUAGCACCGAUUUUUGUCCCCUUUUAAACUACUUGAAUGCUUAAUCUGCUUUGUGCCCUGAUUGCCGUCCUGCCUUCGUUGGUUCAGACGAGCCAGCAGAGGUUGGUUCCGUCACCGGCUGUCUGCUCUGAGGAUCCUCCGUACUUCUAGAAGAACACCAGCGUGCCCGAAAUUGCCCCUGAUGUUGUAGAAGCUUCUGCGUAUGUUUGGAAUCCGAUGGACCCCGAUUCCUUGGUUUGGCUGCGGUAGAGUAACCCCCUUCAUCUACUGAUGUUUUAGGAGGUGCGACUUUGUGAAAUUCUUCCCAUAGCCACCAAGCGUCAAACUGAAAGCGAAUUUGGUUAAAGUCAGUGUGUGUUUAGCGUGAGUGGUAAUAGUGAGUUGAUUUCUAUUCUGGAUUUUGGGUUACAUUUCACAAAAAUACUGCUGUUGCAUGAUGUAUUUGCACGUCACUGUCCUGUAGGUGGGAAACGGGUAAUAGUGUGGGAGUUGUGCAAACCCUAAAAUUACAGCUACAGGGCCCAAGGAGGCCGUGACAGACAGAAGGUUUGUCAGCCUGAUGUAACUUGUCAGCUUUGCCCGUGGCAGAUUUGGUGACCUGAAGUCUGGACACGAUAGUUUUAAUUUUGCCAUGUUACAGCUUCAGACAGGAGCGUAGGACAGGAAUCGGCAGAGCGAAUAUCCGACCAGCUUGAAAUGCUUUAAUCAGGCGGCUCUUCUUACACUGACAUCUGACUGGUGGUUUCCUUCAAAUGAGAGGUUGUGUGUGUGUGUGGGAACUCUCAACUGUAUGUUCUUAAACUAAUUAGAUUUUUGUCUGUGCAUAAAGACUGUAAAAAAAAAAAAAGAAGUAAUUUUUAUAUUUAUCCUGCUGGGGGCGUUCAGUGGUUGUACCAGCAGAUUUGCAAUGAUAAACUGACAAAUUUUAAAAAUGAA
Brienomyrus brachyistius is the source of this 2199-nucleotide messenger RNA. RefSeq names its product glycolipid transfer protein-like. Gene Ontology annotation, molecular function: ceramide 1-phosphate binding; ceramide 1-phosphate transfer activity. Bases 87 to 716 code for a protein of 209 amino acids. The record is from RefSeq and is a predicted model, not a curated record. Gene Ontology annotation, biological process: intermembrane lipid transfer; ceramide transport. NCBI's taxonomy places the organism in Eukaryota, Metazoa, Chordata, Actinopteri, Osteoglossiformes, Mormyridae. Gene Ontology annotation, cellular component: membrane; cytosol; cytoplasm. The transcript has 5 exons.